Molecule: messenger RNA, 1093 nt
Organism: Onthophagus taurus
Lineage: Eukaryota; Metazoa; Arthropoda; Insecta; Coleoptera; Scarabaeidae
Source: RefSeq, a predicted model, not a curated record
UCGUUAAAAUCGACCAAUUAAAAACGCGUCACAAACCAAUUUUUAUUAUUUUUAAUCUACUCCCAUAACAUUAACCCAUCAAUUCGAGCACGCACUCGUUAAAGUCACAGUCGGAGGUGUACUGUUUUAUUCGAAGGUGUUUGUGCAUCCUUGACACGGUAACUUUCUAUUUUGAAUCGGUUAAAAGAAAAUAAACUCGAUGUUUUAAUAAAAUAAAUAAAUAAAUAAGUGAAUAAUGACUGUGCUUGAUGAUAAUUUAGAUAAUCUAUUAGUACAAAUCGGUGAAGUUGGGAAAUAUCAAUUAAUUAUUUCCGGGUUAGUUUCUUUAGCUGUAAUAUGGCAAACGGCGAUUCAUAUGGCUUUUGUGUUUACAUCACAAAACAUCGAUCAUAGAUGCCUUAUUCCCGAGUGUGAUCAACCAAAUCAAAAUCAAUUCGAACCGGAUUGGCUAAAAAAUUCCGUUCCUUACGAUGAUGGGCUUCCGAAAAAAUGCGAAAGAUACCAACACAUCAACAUAACUGAUCAAUUAUUAACGGAAGAAUGUCCCGCUGUUAAUUUCGACCAGAAUGUUAUCGAAAAUUGUGAAGAAUUCGUUUAUAAAUCACCGGAAAAAACUAUUUUACACGCUUACAAUCUAUUUUGCGAUGACAAUUUAUGGAAAUUAACUCUCGUUGGGACAAUCAAUACUUUGGGACAAUUCUUUUCCUUAAUUAUUAGCGGAAUCGUUUCAGACAAAUUAGGAAGAAAAUUUGUAUUAAUAUGGGGAAUGGUUGGAGGUGCAAUUUUUGGAACUGCCAGAGCUUUCGCUCCAAACUACAUCGUUUUCACGACGCUCGAAUUUUUAGACGCCCUAUUCCAAUCGGGGACUUACGCAACCGGGUUUGUUUUAGCCGUUGAAUUAGUUGGCCCAAAAAAACGUGUAUUAGCAGGAACAUUAAUUUGUUGUUGUUUCGCUUUAGGAGAAGUUUUAGCGGCUGCCGUAGCAUGNUACCAGAUACUAUUGAGGAGGCGGAAAAUAUCGGAAAGAAACCUCAGAAAAUACCCUGAUAUUUUUAAUUUUAAUUACUCAAUAAAUACGUUAAAACCACCCUAA